Molecule: messenger RNA, 481 nt
Organism: Serpula lacrymans var. lacrymans S7.9
Lineage: Eukaryota; Fungi; Basidiomycota; Agaricomycetes; Boletales; Serpulaceae
Exons: 1
Biological process (GO): protein localization to ciliary inversin compartment
Cellular component (GO): ciliary inversin compartment
Molecular function (GO): protein binding
Source: RefSeq, a predicted model, not a curated record
GGUUCCUACCAGAGAAGAUGUUGGCAUGAAUCUGCAAGACAAUGAUGGAAAUUCGCCGCUACAUUAUGCAGCGCGUUCUGGACAUGAAAAUGUAGUCUCAUUGCUUCUAUCGCAUUGUGAGAUCGCACCGAAAUUGAAAAACACGAAGGAACAGUCUCCGUUGUGUUGCGCAAUCUUGGGUGCCGACCAAGAACAGGAACCGUCAAACAGCGUGUCUGCGAGCUCGCAGGAGGCAAUCGUGGGCCUUUUUCUUGCGCGCGAUGAUAUUCGUGUUGAUCUGGAGGGCGACAACGGAAUCACACUUAUUAUGCUUGCUCGCUCUAUUGAAGCUGUAGCCGUGGUGGAACUCCUUCAAAAGUGUGUAACAAGCUCAGAGUUUGAUUCUGUGGAUGGAGUGGAAAAUUGCACCCGGCGGAUAAACAGUGCACCACUGACAGACACGACGACUGUUGGUCAUCAGACAAUCCAUAGGAUAGAUAUU